ACAUGACCAACUCUUAGAGAUGCUCGCCUAGUCACGCAGGGAUAAUUUAACGUUUUUGUACAAGUUGUAUUUAUUUUAAAGCAACAUUUAAGCACGGGAACUGCUUAAAUGAGCGCGAAUUUGUAUUUAUUUAAUGCACGACUAUAUCUUUGUGCGAACACGCAUUUCUGUGACAUACGUACAAGCGAGAAUUGAGCAACUAAAGCAGUUUCUUUCCUCUUUCAUGCCUACAACCGGAUACCCAUGUCGCUUGAUCUUCCGCACUGUAAAAAGGGAUGGAUGUAUAUGCUGGAUGAAGAUGAAGAGGUACAGUGGAGGAAGCACUGGUUCGUGAUCUCUGACUCAGGACUGAGAUACUAUAGAGACUCUGGGGCUGAAGAGAGAGAUGAGGCAGAUGGUGAGAUUUAUUUACGUCACUGCAUGCGAGUGGAGGAAUUUGAUGCCGAUAAAAACUAUGGACUUCAACUGCAUAUGCGUGAUGGACUGGUGAGCCUGUCAGCGAUGACCUCCAGAAUCAGGAGGAACUGGAUCGACACACUGAGGAGAAGAAUCUCAUUCAGGGAUUCAGCUGAAAGCAUUCGACACCCAGACAACAGUGACAUUAGCGACAGAGAGAACUCCAGUUCCCAGAAUGUACCGUCCCGAACCUCUCCCACACCCCAUGGCCCGGGGUCAGAUGAUCGCCACAUGAUGUCCUCACCGUUAACCAACCGGCGAGAGGCCGGCGAGGGCCGCGACCGAGAGCUUGAGAGACGUCUGGAGGGCCGAACCAAGUGGUUCCAGGAGGGAAUUUCCGACAGGGAGGGUGAAGACCCCUGGGAUAAGGUGGAGUUGAAGAAGGGUGUCUUGACUCCAGUGAUUUUGACCCGGCCGCAGGGUCCUGACGCUCAGACCGGGCCAGACAUUGAGAAGAAGUGGUCGGACUUUGAGCAGCUUCCGAUCGGAGAGAAAAGAUCACCAGUUGGUGUCCAGAAUCCCCAAACAACAAAUGAGGUGCUUCAGCGAGAGGUGGUGUCUCUGAGGCAGCAGAUCGAGGCUCUUCGUCAGGUCCGUGUGGUGGCCGGUGUUUGUGGUCCUGAUGCGCCCUGCGCUCUGAAACUGGAGCAGAUGGAGAAAGAGCACCGAGAGAGACUGCAGAAGAUACACGACGAGCAUGAGAGAGAAAGCAGAGAGAUGGAGAGAGACAAACAGAGACUGCUGCAGGAGGAGGCCAAGAACGCAGUCCAAGCGAUGGAGGCUCUGAGGAAAGCUCAUCAGGAGGAGAUUGAGAAGCUGAAGGCUCAUGGAGGAGGACAGACGACAGACCCCUCCAUCAGACAACAGCUGCGCGAGUCGCUCUCUCUGCAGCAGGAGUUGGGCGGUCUGUCGGAGCGCUAUUCCGAGCAGUGCGUGGAGCUCAUCCGCAUCCAGAACAGCACCGAAGAGCGAAACGGAGAGAUCCGACAGAAGGAGAGAGAGAUGGAGCAGCUCCGGCAAGAGAACCAGGAACUUCAGGCGCAUCUGACGGAGGAGAUAAGUCUCAUGCGAUCCUUCAUCACAGGUCAGAGAUCAGGAGUUGUUCCCCUUGGCAGCUACGAAAGGAGCACCUCCGAACUAGAAAUGUUACUGAAGGUGAAGGAGAGCGAGGUGGAGUUUCUACACAAAGAGAUCAGCUGUCUUAGGAAAGAGGUCCAGACUCUUACUAAGGAGAAUGAAGCGUUGAGCGAGCGCUAUAAGCAGGUGUAUGUUGAGCUGGCUGAAUUACGGGGCCGCAGUGAGAGAGACAUCAACGCACUUAAAGAACACCUCAAACUCACUAAUGCUGCACUGGAGGAGGGGCGUCUCCUAGGCAACAGCACCAACCAAUGAGAGCACAGCAAGAGGUCAAAUGAGAUGGAUGGGAUGCACUGAUUUCUCCAUCUCCCUUUGGUCAUGUGUAUACAGGAUAUUGUGUUAUGUGAAGCUCUGUUUUUUUUUUUUUUUUUUUAUCUUGUUGGUUAGAAACUACAGUGGUGCUGAAAGAGAAUAAACAUUCCAGGCUCUUAAAUCAAGAUAUAUUUUAAGUUAAACACAAUAAAAAAUAAAAAUAAAUUACA
Messenger RNA from Onychostoma macrolepis, 2075 nucleotides. It is a transcript of the gene triobpa, whose product is annotated as TRIO and F-actin binding protein a. Lineage: Eukaryota; Metazoa; Chordata; Actinopteri; Cypriniformes; Cyprinidae. The transcript is spliced from 12 exons. Bases 244 to 1848 code for a protein of 534 amino acids. Gene Ontology annotation, molecular function: actin filament binding. The record is from RefSeq and is a predicted model, not a curated record. Gene Ontology annotation, cellular component: actin cytoskeleton. Gene Ontology annotation, biological process: actin filament organization; positive regulation of substrate adhesion-dependent cell spreading.